AUGGAGCAUCUCAAUGAUAUAAGGAACAAUAAAGUAACUAAUACCUUAGCUAAACAUCGUUCAGAUUUUGGUUUGCAACAUACUUUUAAAUUCCUGGUGUUACAGAUUAUUAAUACGUUGAGCACUUAUAUUCCUAUUAACCACCCGCUGAUAGAAGCAUAUAUGAAAUUAACUGAAGACAAACUGUUUCAGUAUUAUGAUCAAUGUUUGGGUAAACAUAGAGAUGGGUUGAAAUAUAAUUUAACCCUUAGUGAAAGGGAGGCUUUGGAUAAUAUGAAAGUGAAUUCUAAUAUUAUUAUAAGACCUGCGGAUAAAGGCAGCUCCAUUGUUGUCAUGGAUUAUAUGCAGUAUGAUGCCAUUAUGAUGGCGAUGUUGAGUGAUUUGACUUUAGCUACUCGAAUAGUUCAACAGCGUAGACAACGAAAUGGGAAAAAACUACGCCAUCCGCCCUUAAGGCCCCAGGUUCGUGCUUUGCUGUGUAAGGCAGAGUUUGACCCCGAAAAGUGGGAAGAUGAUCUCCCCUUGACUGAUGAGGGUGAUAGUGAUUUUGAAAUAGCAAAUUCCCCAUCAGUGGAGAUUAUUGCCACUGUUUGGGAAGGUGCCAACCUUUUCCGACGACAACACUUAGAUGGGCCAUAUGACUGUCUUGAUCCUAUCCCUCUGUUCGAAGAGGAAGAUGUUGCAAAUUUAACGAUGACUUCACUUCGGAUUCUGCUGGUGUUAUUGCUGCUACAUAGCUUAGACAACACACAUGUGACUGCAUUAGAAGAAACCCUUGACAGUACAUUUGUAAAUGACACUAUUGAGGAGGCGAUCCAGAAGGUAGAUGGCGCCUACAAGUACACCGCUGAAGCCAACCAACAAAAACUGUCACAACAUUCCAUCAGUCCUUCAGUACUCCUGUCUGCCUUCAAGCAGCCUGUGAUGGAGACAAAGUCAGCGAUCCGAGCUGCAGAGUACAAGGAUGUAGCUCUGCACCUGAUCCAAUCCCACGUCCUCGAAUUAUACAACGACUCCAUCAGUAUCACAGAUAUCCUGUCCAUAGAAGAUGUUGAGGUAAUUGAUGAAGUCACAGGCUGUGCUGAGCAGACCAAGAAGAAGAAAUGCAAGAACACGUGUUUUUCUCGGAAGUAUCGGACCAUCACUGGAGAGUGUAAUAACAGGAAACACCCUGAUUGGGGUGCAUCAAACACUCCUUUUGUUAGAUGGCUGCCACCACAGUAUGAAGACAACCUCGGUUUACCCCGUGGCUGGACUGAGGGCAAACUUUACUCAGGAUUUCCUCUGCCUCUGGUCCGGAAAGUAUCCAAUAAGAUACUCUACAAUACAGAUGUAAACUUUCCUGGAGACAAGGAACUCUCCCAUAUGUUUGUGCAGUGGGGACAGUGGGUUGAUCAUGACUUGGAUCUCACCCCAGAGAGUCACAGUACUAAGGACUUUAAUGACGGAAUUGACUGCGAGAAAUCCUGUGUCAAGAUGAAUCCCUGCUACCCAAUUCAGGUACCCCCCGAUGACCCCAGGAUUAAGAACAAAAAUACUUGUAUCCCCUUCUUCCGUUCUUCCCCAGCAUGUGGUAGUAGGGGUUUAAGCUACAUGUUCAAGGAUGUCACUGUUCGGCAGCAGUUAAAUGCCAUUACCUCCUUCAUUGAUGCCAGCCAGGUGUACGGCAGCACAGAAACAACAGCAAAUAGCCUGCGUAAUCUUAGCAGCCCAGAAGGUUUGUUGGCUGUCAAUACAAACUUCACAGAUAAUGGACUAGCUUACCUACCUUUUGAAAACAGUACAAACAGUCCAUGCAGACUUAUGCAUAAUGCAUCCGGAGUGCUUACUGAACCUGCAAUACCAUGCUUUGUUGCAGGAGACCCACGAGCAACUGAGCAGAUUUCUUUGAUUGCAAUUCACACACUGUUUUUACGUGAACAUAAUCGGAUAUGCAAGCAAAUGAAGCAGCUAAACCCUCACUGGGACAAAGAAACUAUUUAUCAAGAAGCUAGAAAAAUUGUUGGAGCCCAACUGCAGAUCAUAACGUACAAACACUUCCUUCCACAUGUGAUUGGCACAUCAGCUAUGAAAUGUCACUUGUCUAAAAGGUAUUCAUAUAAUCCAUUUGUCAACCCUGCGGUUGCCAAUGUUUUUGCCACCGCUGCAUUUCGUUUUGGACAUGGUAUGGUCAUGCCUAAAGUGCCUCGCCAGAAUGAAGCCUUCCAAGAACACCCUGAGUAUCCAGAUGUACCCCUCCACCAGGCAUUUUUUGCAGCAUGGAAAGUCAUAAAAGAAGGUGGCAUUGAUCCACUUUUACGUGGCCUGCUUGGAACCCCUGCAAAGCAGUUGAAGCAAGAUCAGCUGAUGAAUAAUGAGUUACGGGACCGUCUGUUUGAAAUUACUCAGCACAUCGGCCUUGAUCUUGCGUCACUCAAUAUGCAACGUGGCCGAGAUCAUGGCAUCCCAGGAUACAAUGACUGGAGAAAAUUUUGCGGUCUGUCUCAACCUCAGAAUGUCGCUGAACUGAGUGCAGUCCUCCACAAUGCAGAAGUGGCCCAGAAACUUAUCGAUGUAUACGGUUCACCCAACAAUAUCGAUGUGUGGCUUGGCGGGAUUUUAGAACCACCAUCCGAUGAUGGGAGAGUAGGGCCGCUAUUCUCCUCUAUCAUAGGAAAACAGUUUCAAAAUCUAAGAGAUGGUGACAGGUAUUUUAUUUUAUUAGUUUUAUUAUUUGUUUAG
Molecule: messenger RNA, 2721 nt
Organism: Protopterus annectens (West African lungfish)
Lineage: Eukaryota; Metazoa; Chordata; Ceratodontiformes; Protopteridae
Product: myeloperoxidase-like
Exons: 15
Coding region: 1-2721 (906 amino acids)
Biological process (GO): response to oxidative stress
Molecular function (GO): heme binding; peroxidase activity
Source: RefSeq, a predicted model, not a curated record